Molecule: messenger RNA, 3876 nt
Organism: Daldinia decipiens
Lineage: Eukaryota; Fungi; Ascomycota; Sordariomycetes; Xylariales; Hypoxylaceae
Exons: 3
Coding region: 1-3618 (1205 amino acids)
Source: RefSeq, a predicted model, not a curated record
AUGGACCCAUUCGCGGCAAUUGGCCUCGCAGGCAACAUUAUCACUUUUGUAGAGUUUGGGUUCAAACUAAUUUCCCUGUCCAAGAACAUCUACGAGUCAAAGUCAGGUGCCAGUGAGGAUAACAAAAAUUUAUCUUCUAUGACGGGACGGCUCCAACAACUCACUGCCGAGUUGAAAGGGGCCAAACAAAUUGGUUCUUCACGGCAGAAUAGCCCUCUUUAUGAUGUCGCUACUGAAUGCGAAGUUGCGUCGGUGGAGCUUAUGAAGUUGCUCGAUCAGCUGAAGGCUAAAGACCCAAAUUCUAGACGACAUGCGUUUAAAGCUGCAAUACAUAACUGGCGGAAGAGCGACCAGAAGUCCGAAUUGGAAAAGAGAUUGGAUCGUUGUAAACAGCAGCUAGGCUUGGAACUUCUCAGUUCGAUAAAAUCCGACUCGCUAGAACGCCUCGACAGGCUUCUCAAAAGCGGCCAAGCUAGUAAAGAUGAGUUACAGUCGCUUAGUAGGAACAUCGAAGCUCUACGUCAAGGUACCAACGUCUCUUGCCUUAGUACCGAAGCACUGGGCCAGAUCCGGUCAUUGGUUCAACUAAGCGAUGAGGCUAUCUUGAAAACACGCCAGGCUAGGGUUCUAGACGCACUACGCUUUCAACUGAUGAACGAAAGAUUCGAAGAUAUCGAAGAAGCUCAUGAGAGAACCUUCGACUGGAUUUUCGACAUUAGUGCCACUGAUGUAGUUAAAGACGACAAUACUGAACCCGAAAUGAGUGAUGACGAUGACGAAUACCCAGAAGACCACAGUGAUCACGAGAUUAAUAAUGAAAGUCAUCGAAGUCCGAGCUAUACCUCACAACGGUCAAAUAAAGCUAGCAAAGCGGGUUCUAUCAGGUCAACUCUUAGUAGCGAUAUCACAAGACCGGUAUACACUACCAAAGAGAGUGGCCAUGAUUCUUCCUCUGUCACUCACGAUCUAGAAGAGCAACUAAGUGAUAGCUCGAGCCUUAGUUGGGGCAUGGAAGACGAUAGGUUGUCCAUAGCGGAGAGUGAAAACUCCGUCAAACUUUUAGAAAGACCUCGGUAUGCUUCAAAACCAUUACUACCCGUUAUUUCAAGCGUAGAGGAAAUGCCUGAAUCAACAUGUCAGGUCAUGACCGAAGCCAGGGAUAACUUUAUUACUUGGCUCAAAAAGGGCACAGGAAUAUUUCACAUCUCGGGCAAGCCAGGUUCUGGGAAAUCGACACUAAUGAAGUACCUUGUUCGGCAUCUCAAAACAAAGGACUACCUAGAAAUGUGGGCAGACAAGAAGAAGCUCGUGCUGGGUAGAUUCUUUUUUUGGAAGCCAGGGUCUGCUCUGCAGAAAAAUACCAAUGGCUUGAUUCGAGGGUUACUGCAUUGCCUCCUCUCAGAAUGUCCUGAACUUGUGCGCCUCGCAUUCCCAGAGCAGUGGGAAGAAUCAAUGCAUAGAGAAAACGUUCACGUUGAACAUUGUGAAUGCCGGCAAGCAUUCGAGAGGCUCAUGGAAAACCAGACUUAUGGACAGCAUAAGUUUGUACUUUUUAUAGAUGGCCUCGACGAGUUCGAAGGGCACCAUGCAGACUUGACCAAGCAACUAGUUAGAUGGAGUAACGGAACACAGGACAUAAAGCUCUGCAUUUCAAGCCGGGAAUGGCCGAUAUUCCAGGAUGCUUUUAAGAAUUGUCCUAGAAUCCGACUGCACGACAUUACAAGGUCUGAUAUCCAGCGAUUCGUCAGAGACCGACUUCGCGAGAUGAAUCUCGAUGCCUUAGUGAGAAAUAGUGACAGCUUGAAUAAUGAUGACGAAUUAUCAAACACAUGCGAGACCAUGGAUUUGGAAGGCGACAUUGUUAGGGAUUCAGACGGCGUCUUCUUAUGGGUAUCUCUUGUUCUUCGGCAUAUCGAAAAUGGAAUUGCGGAUGGUGACCGGAUACAAGACCUCAUAAGGCUUGUCAGGUCUCUUCCCACUGACCUUGAGCCUAUGCUUAAACAACUCUUGGACUCGAUUCCUACCAAUAACCGAAGACUAGCAUAUAGCAUGCUCUCUCUGGCUUCCUUCGUCACUACACAUGGUAACCAAAUCUGCCUAAUGCAAUACUCGUUCCUAGAAGAAUAUAUCGAGAACCGGAACUUUGCAAUAGACUGGCCUGUUAGACUAUUCACGACUUCGGAGCACGGAGAAAGAUUAGAAAGAAGCAAAAGACGAGUAUAUGGUGUAUGCAAAGGACUUCUCGAACUACGUGAACCUCCCGCUAAGACUACAUACCCGAACAUGCUGGGGGAUGUGGUUCGCCUUAUACAUCGGUCUAUCGCAGAGUUCCUAGAAAGCCAACAUUUUAAGGCCGAGACGGAGUCUGUACUGAAAGAAUUUGAUCCUUUUGACGCAUUUUGCCAGACAUAUUUGGGCCAGCUGAAGCGUAUCCGUCUCCCUAUGGCCUAUUUCUCUCCCAAGUUAUUCUCUCUUCAAAGGUCCAUAAGCUGGGGCAAUGUUAUCGAGGAUAGUGCAGGUUUCUUUUAUUACCCUUCCCACCCAACUUUUCAACAAGAUAUCCUAUGGAUUGUUUGCCGACAAAACAAUCGUGAGCAACACCGGGCUCGUCCGCGCUUUAGUCAAUUCUUGGACCACACCUGCCGCACAGUAGCUAGCUUGAGAACCCGCCCUUGUAUGCUUCGUACCAUUUAUGAUAACAGGGUAAUUCAAUAUCCCCCUGAAAAUGUCAUCAUUAUAAUUUGCAUACUGAUUGGAAUCUACGAAAACCUUCCCUUAGAGGCAGACACAGACUCCGAAAUGAUAGACUUAUGUGCUUCCUGGUGUUUAUUUGAUAUUGGACAAAGCCAGCUUAUGAGCCCACAUAUUAUACCAUCCAAAGCCAUUAGAGUACUUCAGACCUUCCUUGACCGAGGUGCUUCACCCGAUUCUGUGAUGGGACAUAAUAUUACUGCGCCCGAGUUUCACCAUAUUCUUAAAGAUUGGUGCAUUUUAUAUACACCAAGUCUGGCUGUCGUCGCAUUGAUGCUCUAUCAUGGUGUAAACCCAAGGUUUGCUAUCGUGAUAAGUAGAGGUAUCUAUCAACCGCGCGACUUAGGAAGUUGCAUUUUAAAGGCACGCUUCAGAUCAGAAUGCCCGUCAAUACAGAAAGGAAACGAAGCAAGGAAGAUACAACUAGGAAGAGAUAUGCCAUUUUUGACAAUCGAGGCAUCCCCACAAACACUUAGAAUGAUCAGCAAUCACGGUUGUGAUAUUGACUUAAGAGCGUUGGUUUCAGUUUGGUUCCCAGAUCAAAGCCAUAUCUUGCAACCCGCCAUAGACUAUAUUCUAGAAUUAGGCGUCCUCACAAACGCGCACCAUCGUUCAGAGUUACAAUCCCGAUUUGGACCGCUUCUUCGCCCACUGUUCGAUCAAGAUCAUCCGCAUUUUGUUGGAGAGGUGCUGCCUCGGACCGAAUGGCCACAAGAGAGCAUUCAUUGGGAUUACCAUGAACUUGACUCCUACAGACUAUCAAAGAUAGAAGAGGCACAGUGGUGGAAACAAUUGGAGGUGGAAGAAUCAACCGCUACUUCUGUCUACGAUGACGGUGAUGAUGAUGACGAUGAUGGGGAUGAUUAGAACGUUUACGUCUAUUAGGGCUAUGGCUAGGUAGGCAGCUACAACGCCAGAUAGCCAACUUUGGUUGAUCGCAGUGGGAUUCGAACCCACUUACUACUACCGCUGUCUAGGCUGGGGUGGGUGUAGUUACUUUCUCGACUUUCUGCAGAGCAGCUAGAGGAGUGAUUCGAUAGAAAAUUUCAUGACUCUUGCCGUCUCUCUAUAGACAACACAAGACAUAGACGAUGAGCCGUAUGAUUGUUUUUUUUCCUAGCAUGU